This is a messenger RNA of Daktulosphaira vitifoliae (grape phylloxera), 1804 nucleotides long. It is a transcript of the gene Su(Tpl), whose product is annotated as RNA polymerase II elongation factor ELL2. The transcript is spliced from 9 exons. Lineage: Eukaryota; Metazoa; Arthropoda; Insecta; Hemiptera; Phylloxeridae. Gene Ontology annotation, cellular component: transcription elongation factor complex. Gene Ontology annotation, molecular function: cis-regulatory region sequence-specific DNA binding. Gene Ontology annotation, biological process: positive regulation of transcription elongation by RNA polymerase II; transcription elongation by RNA polymerase II; snRNA transcription by RNA polymerase II. The coding region runs from base 171 to 1751 and encodes 526 amino acids. The record is from RefSeq and is a predicted model, not a curated record.
UUGCACCAUUGGCACAUAAUGAAAUAGUCGCUCAUAAUCUCUUUCCUACUUUACGUACAUGUCCAUGAACAGUGCUUAAACAUGAUUCGUUUGUCGUAAAAUAGGAUUUAAAAAAAAGAAAAACAACGCCGUCUAAACGUAGUGCUACGUCAAAUCGCGUUCGUACGACGAUGGCUGCUUUGACCGCCGGUGUGCAAUAUAGUUUGUCUUCGAACCAGAACAAUGGCUUGAUGACCAAACAGAGGACGACUAAAAACAAAACAUUGUUUUUUGUCAAGCUUACCGAUUCCUGUUUGAAAGCUGUCGAGGAUUACUUAAGAUGUUGCCAACAGGGCAACUCAGAAAAUCUUCCUAAACCUAGAAUACAAUUUAAAGGAAACGAAGGUCAAUUAUGUGUACCCAGUAUAUCAAAAAAUUAUACAUUUGACUUUAGUUUAUCCAAUACAACAGAUGUUGCUGGACCUCGCAGCAGUUUUGAAUGUAUUCGACAAAACACAUCAAGAUCAUUGGAGUAUGUUGGUACUUUAAAUAGACGUAUGCGAAUAUUAGCAAAUGAAGAUGUAUAUGAAGCUACUAGACAUAGAAUGGUUGCUGUAGAAGAAUUACAUAAAAAAUCAUGUACACGAGAAAUUGAACUCGAUAGUAAAUCUGCUCUGAGCCGAAAAAUUAGAAGAAAUCCUGCCCAAAUAAGAGCCAAUCGUCAUAAUAAUAAUAAUAAUAAUAAUAAUAAUUCAAAUACAAAUAAUAUAAAUAAUACACUAAAUCACGUUCCAAAACCUAUAAUUUCAAAACCUAUACCUCCACACAUAGCAUCAUCACCUGUUAGCCAUGCAUCUGAUAUCAGCAAAAAACCAUUACGAGACAGAAUUAUUCAUCUUUUAGCAUUAAGACCUUACAAAAAACCAGAAUUAAUUAGUGUAUUAAAUAGAGAUGGUUUAAAAGAUAAAGAUAGAACUCAAAUUAUGUCAGUUCUUAGUCAAGUAGCUCAACCUAAAGAUAAUGUUUAUUAUCUUUUAAGGCAUAUUUGGAAUGAUGUUCAAGAAGACUGGCCUUUUUAUUCUGGUCAAGAUCAUAUUGUUUUAAAACGGAGGAAACCUCAAAAUUUAACUCCUCCGGGUUUAAGUGAUACUGGCAGUUCUGGAAGCAGUGAACAAUCACCUAGUAGCACUGUUCCCAGUAGUCCUCCUAAUAAUCUGCAUGGUAAUAAACGGCCUGGUUAUUACAAUGGAGCUGAUGGUUUCCAAACCAAAAGAAUGCGGAUCUCGCAUUUCAAACCGCCUUUACCCGAAAAAAAAUUAUCCUCAAAUAGUCCUCCCCCAAUUGUUUCUAGCACCCAGUCAAAUUUACGGUCUCCUACACAUGCUCCAGUCCAAACUAUACCAAAAUAUAUCCAAGAUUUUGUAAGAAUCACCAAUAAGGAUCAAAAGAAACAAUAUAAAUCUGAAUUUAUGAAAUGUCAUAAAGAAUAUAAACAUUUAGCUGAAAUAAUGGACCCUGUACGCAAUAAGUUUGCAAAGUUAAAAGAUAAAAUGUUAUUAUAUCCCAAAGGUUCAAAUGAAUAUAAAAUUUUAGAAAACCAAAUAUUACAAGAAUAUAAUGAAAGAAAACAUGAUGAUAAAUAUCAAGCAGCUAAAGCACGGUUUGAUUAUUUACAUAAUAAGUUAUCACAUAUCAAAGAUCUUGUACAUGAUUAUGAUAAACACAAUCCAGUGUUAAUUAGAACUGCAACACCUGAUUCUUCUUGUUUGUGAGCAAUCAAUUAUAGAUAAUAAAUUUCUUUUGAAUAAAAUGUAUAAAUAUUCUA